AUGACCGAUCCAAGUUUGGAACUGAAGGAAUCAGGUUGGGAAGAGCUCAGGCGAGAGGCUCGUAAGAUCGAGGGAGAUCUCGACGUCAAGCUCUCUUCUUAUGCUAAGCUCGGCGCCCGCUUCACCCAAGCAGGUUAUGUAGAGUCUGCUUCACCAACUGUUGCGUCAGGUAGAUCAUGGAAGUCUAUGGAGAUGGAAAUCCAGUCGCUGCUUGAGAAGCUAUUAGAUAUUAAUGAUUCUAUGAGUAGAUGCGCAGCAACUGCAGCUCCAACUACUUCAGUGACCCAAAAGCUUGCAAGACAUAGAGACAUACUCCAUGAGUUUACUCAGGAAUUCAGACGAAUCAAGGCAAACAUAAACUCAAUGAAGGAGCACGCUGAAUUACUUAUAUCAGUCAGAGAUGAUAUAAGCGAGUACAAGGCUUCUGGAAGCAUGUCCCCAAGAAUGCAAAUAUUACGUGAAAGAGCUGCCAUACAUGGAAACAUUUCACAUAUAGAUGAUGUUAUUAGUCAAGCUCAGGCAACCAGAGCAGUCUUGGGGACUCAAAGGUCUAUGCUUGGAGAUGUUCAAGGCAAAGUGAAACAGCUAAGCGACAAGUUCCCAAUCAUACGUGGUUUACUUGGUUCUAUCAAGAGACGCCGUUCGAGAGACACUCUUAUUCUCUCAGCUGUAAUUGCAGCUUGUACGUUGUUUCUCAUCAUCUAUUGGCUCUCAAAAUGA
Molecule: messenger RNA, 720 nt
Organism: Linum trigynum
Lineage: Eukaryota; Viridiplantae; Streptophyta; Magnoliopsida; Malpighiales; Linaceae
Source: the annotation of a GenBank genome assembly